AUGCUACCAGGGAGUGUUGAAGAAUCAUGGUUUGAUCCUGCUGCUGUACUUGAAUCUGACUGUAGCGAUGAAGAUUAUCAAAGCGUUCCCGAUGACGUGCUCUCUCUAAGUGGCUUUGAUGGUACAUCCAUUUCUCUGAAAGAUGGUGAUGCCAAUUUUCGACGUGUUUCUUCCCUUGAACAGACAGGGGACUUGUCAAUGGGGAAUUCUUCUCGUGAAUCUGUCAGCGGAAUAGCUAGAAGUUCAAUUCAUUCCAGCUAUCCCGAUUUCCAAGUGAAAUCUGAUGAACCACAGAUAGAGCCUGUAUUCAUUGAUGAAAUCUCGUGCUCAGCCGGAGAAAAUGCUGGCUUGUUUGAUAAUUGUGGAAUUCUCCCGAGCAACUGUUUGCCUUGUCUUGCUUCUACAGUUCCCUCAACUGAAAAGAGAAGAUCCCUAAGCACUAGUCCUCCAAGUGCAAGGAAAAAGGCUGCCUUGAGACUCUCCUUCAAAUCGAGUGAAGGACAUCCUGCUUGCAUUUUGUUUUCAUCAAAGGCACUUCUGCAAAGACCAAUAGCCGGUUCACAAGUACCAUUUUGUCCCCUUGGGAAGAGAGUUAAUGAUAGUUGGUCCAACAUAGACCCGGGUACUUUCAAGGUUAGGGGAGACACCUAUUUCAGGGAUAAAAGGAAAGUGCUUGCCCCAAAUUACGCCGCAUAUUAUCCUUUUGGCGUCGACGUAUUUUUAUCUCCGAGAAAAAUUGAUCACGUUGCUCGGUUUGUGGAACUUCCUUUUAUGAAUUCUUCAGCGAAGCUUCCACCCAUUCUCGUUGUGAAUGUUCAGAUACCAUUAUACCAUGCUGCAAUGUUCCAGCGUGAAACAGACGGGGAAGGAAUAAAUUUUGUUUUGUACUUUAAGCUUUCCGAUACCUAUGCUAAGGAACUUUCGGCCCAGCUUCAAGAAAAUAUUAGGAGUUUAAUUGAUGACGAAGUAGAGAAAGUUAAAGGUUUUCGUGCAGAGACGGAUGUGCCCUUUAGGGAAAGGUUAAAGAUAUUGGGUCGUGUUGUAAAUGUUGAAGACCUUCCUCUAGGUGCAGCAGAGAGGAAGCUCAUGAAUGCCUACAAUGAGAAACCCGUUCUUUCACGUCCGCAACAUGAAUUUUACUCGGGUGAAAAUUAUUUUGAGAUUGAUUUGGAUAUGCAUAGAUUCAGCUACAUUUCUAGGAAAGGUUUUGAAACAUUCAUAGAUCGGCUAAAGUUCUGUGUCUUGGAUGUUGGACUUACAAUUCAGGGUAACAAAGCUGAAGAAUUGCCUGAGCAGAUCUUGUGUUGCAUACGGUUGAAUGAAAUCAAUUAUAUGAAUUAUCAGCAAUUGGGGUCUUUUCAAGCAACCCUCGAGAUAGAUUGA
Fraxinus pennsylvanica is the source of this 1383-nucleotide messenger RNA. The record is from the annotation of a GenBank genome assembly. NCBI's taxonomy places the organism in Eukaryota, Viridiplantae, Streptophyta, Magnoliopsida, Lamiales, Oleaceae.